This is a messenger RNA of Danio rerio (zebrafish), 1143 nucleotides long. It is a transcript of the gene npy1r, whose product is annotated as neuropeptide Y receptor Y1. Gene Ontology annotation, cellular component: plasma membrane; membrane. Gene Ontology annotation, biological process: signal transduction; neuropeptide signaling pathway; G protein-coupled receptor signaling pathway. Gene Ontology annotation, molecular function: neuropeptide Y receptor activity; G protein-coupled receptor activity. The record is from RefSeq and is marked provisional. Lineage: Eukaryota; Metazoa; Chordata; Actinopteri; Cypriniformes; Danionidae.
AUGCCAGACUCCGCCUUCUCUCCGCCAGUUCCACCAAUCGCUGCUCUGAACUGUUCCCUGGACUUAUCGAAUUGUUCAAUCACGAACCUCUCUGCGAUUGCAUAUGGCGACGAGUGCUAUGGCAGCCACUCUUUGUUUGUUAUCAUGGCUGUUGCCUACAGUGCUGUUGUACUGCUGGGUGUCAUUGGAAACCUGGCUCUCAUCCUUGUGAUCGCACGCCAGCGGGAGCUUCACAAUGUCACAAAUGUCUUAAUCGCAAACCUCUCGGUUUCAGACUUGCUGAUGGCAGUGGUGUGUCUGCCCUUCACCUUCAUCUACACCUUCAUGGACCAUUGGGUUUUCGGUGCGGUCAUGUGUAAACUCAACAGCCUGGUUCAGUGCUGCUCCGUCUCAGUGUCGAUAUUCUCCUUGGUUCUUAUCGCCAUUGAGAGACACCAACUCAUCCUGCACCCUCGUGGAUGGAGGCCCAGCCUGAACCACGCUUGCCUGGGCAUCAGCUUGACCUGGGCCCUGGCUGUCCUCACCGCUACACCUUUUCUACUGUUCUCCCGGGUGACAGACGCCCCGCUCAAGCAGCUGCCUUCAGUGUUUCAGGAGCAGUAUCGGGGAAAAGUGGUGUGUGUGGAGGAGUGGCCCUCCAGAGAAAUCAAACUCACCUACACCACCGGCAUGCUGGUGCUGCAAUACAUCACGCCUCUCACAUUCAUCUUCAUCUGUUACCUGAAGAUAUACACUCGUCUGCAGCGGCGAAACAACAUGAUGGAAAGAAUCCGUGAAAACAAAUACCGUAGCAGUGAGUCUAAACGGAUAAACAUCAUGCUCUUUUCCAUUGUGGUGGCAUUUGCAGUUUGCUGGCUCCCGCUGAACGUGUUUAAUGCAGUCAUCGACUGGAAUCAUGAAGUGGCGAUGAACUGUACCCACAACCUUCUGUUCUCUCUGUGUCACCUGACCGCGAUGUGCUCGGUCUGCAUUAACCCCAUCUUCUACGGCUUUCUGAACCGCAACUUCCAGCGUGACCUGAGGGCCUUCCGACUCUGCAAGAUUGUGUCGACGCGUGAAAACGAAUAUGACAUGGUCGCCAUGUCCACAGUUAACACAGACGUGUCCAAGAUGUCUUUAAAAAUGAGUAGCCUAGAUCUCUGA